AUGUCAGACACGAGUUCGGAGACAUACGAGGGAUACCGUGACCUGCCGGCUGGCCAGAAAUCGCUUGAGCCAUCGUUUGCGCAUUAUCGCCUUCUUCGCGAUGCUGAUCGUGGUGCUGUCAAUCGAAAGACAAGGCUUGUUACCCUUCAUACUGGUGGGACGGAUGCAGAGAAGGCAUCGAUCAGGAAUCUGACGGACGUCGCCGAGUCUUGGUGCAAAUGCACCAUACUCGCAGGCAAUGACUGGUCGAUCGCGUCCGGCGAAUGGAAGUUUCGUGUGACCUUUGACAGACUGCUAAUGAUACCAACUCUGAGACUCGAGUGUGCCUUCGAUGAGAUCCCGAGAUUCUACAUCCAUACGAGCAGCUACAGCACUACGGGCGUCCACGGCCGUACACCAGGUCGUCCCGCGGUGACUGAUCCUAAACUGAUACUGGAAUUCCAUUUCUUCCCAACAGGCGAUGGCCUUGAGGGCUUGCAGGCUUUCCAAGUACUUGGCGAUGAUGUCAAGUUUGUGGCUCAUGGAGCUACAAGCGAGGGCUUCAAUAAGAUACCUCUCCAUAUGCGCGACAAUCCCACAGUGUGCAAGCUCAAGGCGAUGCUCAGCCCACCAGCUAGUCAUGAUGUGACGCUUCGACUCCUCGACCUUCCCGACAGUAUCGCCCGGAGGCUAUUCAGCAUGCGGGCUUCCCAUCUGCCAGGUGGCAGUGCUCAGCUCCUGGAUAUCUUCAAAGGAACAAACUCUGGCCACAGGCACACCGAAUGGGGAGCUUUUGGGACAAGUCCGGGCUCCAUACGUCCGCCUCUUGCCAUGAUGCAAAUGAAUCCACCACUACCAAUGACGCCCUUGAGCAGCGGCGACACAUUUUCCACCACCACACAAGCUAGGAUCGAGCUCUUGUACUCAAUCCACUCGCUUCAUCAAGAAGAAGUCGAUGGUCUGAAGCUGUGGGCUAGGGGCACCCAUACUGGCCAGCUUUGCGCAUUCGAAGAUGUCGCCUACAUGGUGGUCAAGUUUGGUCCCUUCAACAAGCUUGGAAGCGCAACCGAUCACCGGAAGUUCCGUCUCAAUGAUCGCAUCCACGUCAAAUUGAGUUGGCGGUCGCCUCACGGUAAAAGAAAUGAUCAUAAGCUCGGCGGGAUCCAUUGCACAGCGGCCGUGCAGCUGAGACCACAUGACGCCGUCUUCAUGAUUCCAGGCAUUGAUGUCAAGAAGUUCCCGGGCAUCUGCCAGAAUCGCGAUGACUGGCAUGCAGACAAGUUCGAUGUCAGGUGCGAUCCUCAUAUCAGCAGCUUCGCGGUCUCGAAUCAGCUGAAGACUGCGGAUGCCCUUUCCAACCCUCGCAACGCCUUCUGGCGUAAGAUCGUGCUCAAUCAGCUUCAUGAUGACAUCGAGACUGUCGAGAUUGCGACCAAGAGGAAAUUCGAUCCGCAAAGCAAGCCACGCGAGGUCUCGGACGAAGCUGUACGCCAGGCCAUGGAGGCCGAUGGACCCAAGUUUCGCAAGCAGAUCCAAGACGCUUACCAGGAGAUGCUGAAUUCUCGCAAGUGGAAUCCUGAGCAGCUGGAGGCGCUCAAGACAGUUCGAAGUGUGGUCGGCAGUAUUGUGCUCAUCACUGGCCCCGCUGGGACGGGCAAGACACUCGUGCAACAGGCCAUAUGUUCCUUCGCCUAUCUGCUGGGUUUACACGUCUUAGCUGUGUCACCAGCCAACAGCACUUGCGCGGACUUCAUGAGGAAAUUAAACAAACUCUUUCCGCAUAUCAAGGCCACUCGUGUGUUCCCAGCGUCCGCCGAGCUCGAUAACAAGGGAAUACCAACGGCGAACCCGUGGUUGCGCCUCCGGCUGGUCAUGUCAGUGGCGAGUCCAUGGGACUGCUGGACUUCGACCUAG
Messenger RNA from Recurvomyces mirabilis, 1893 nucleotides. RefSeq lists its product as uncharacterized. The coding region runs from base 1 to 1893 and encodes 630 amino acids. NCBI's taxonomy places the organism in Eukaryota, Fungi, Ascomycota, Dothideomycetes, Mycosphaerellales, Teratosphaeriaceae. The transcript has 2 exons. The record is from RefSeq and is a predicted model, not a curated record.